GUCAACACGCAUUUCCCCUUUCCCUCUGCGUACGCAUGCGCGGUCGGCGCUUUCGGCUGCCGGAGGGAGGGCGGACGAUGGCGGCGGCCUCGCUGUGGAAAGGGCUGGUCGGGGUCGGCCUCUUCGCCUUGGCGCACGCGGCCUUCUCCGCCGCCCAACAUCGUUCCUAUAUGAGACUAACAGAAAAGGAAGACGAAACCUUGCCAAUAGAUAUAGUUCUUCAAACACUGCUGGCCUUUGCGGUUACCUGUUACGGGAUAGUACACAUUGCAGGAGAAUUUAAAGACAUGGAUGCGACUUCAGAGCUGAAAAAUAAGACGUUCGACACAUUGAGGAACCACCCCUCCUUCUAUGUAUUCAACCACCGGGGCAGAGUCUUAUUCCAAUCCCCAGAUGCCAUCCAGCCGCCCUCCUCCAAGCAAGACGAGUUGUCCGGCGCGUCACUGAAAUUGCGAAAACUUGAACCUCUCCGCCGUUAAGAUUUUUACAGAAGAUUCUAAACCUAGGACGCUGAGCUAUAUAAUAUUUGAGUUUGUGGGGUGUAAACACUCUUCUUUUUUAAUUUCUGGAGCAGUAUUUAUAUUGAUCUUCCAGACUUUAUAAGAGAUAUAUUAUAUAUAAAUAUAUAGAAAACAAUAUUGAAAAGGACCUUCUCUGAACACUGUUCACGACAAUUGCCGCAUUGCGAAUUGAGUAAACGGUGUAAAUGAUGGCUGGAAUUAUGCUGUGAAAAAAACCAACAUGUCACCUUCUUCCCUUUCGUCCAUUAAAACACUAUUGUGAUUGACUCCCUGAAAACAGUUUAUUUCCCCCCUGCAAAAAAAGCCAAAUGAUGUUUUUUAAUGCAAUUGAUAAGCACAGAGAAAGGGGGCAUUGGCUUAUUGAAUGCGAAGGAAGGAGGCAACUGUGCUGGGUCCGUCCCCUUUCCCCAUCGAUGGAAGACAAACGAUUGUGUUAUUUUCGCGUCUCUGGCACUUUGAGAUCAAUAUCGGAGCCGCUUAUGCGAUAUGAGUUCCACUUUAAAAGGCAGAGCUAUUCAAGACAGACUGUACUGAAAUGGGAACUCAACCCAAAACAAUGCUAGUAGGCGAACACUAUUGGUCUGUGUCUUUAAGCUGCCUUGAAAUAAAAGUUUUCAGCAGGACUGUAAGGAUGUUGAACAAAGAUCGCCUACUUUUUUGUGAUCUGGCUCCAUAUAUAUAUGUAUGUAUGGCGCAACCGGAUCAUUGCAUGGCUCAGGAUUGUAUGCCUAGGCAAGAGCAGGAGAACUUCAAUGAACAAAUGGCUUGUAAUACGCCAGGGACACUCAAGGAAAGCUCACUUAUGUUCCUCUUGUUCUAAUGUUCGUUCUUCGGCUCUUAAGGUCGCAUUUUUCACUCAGUUCUUGCAUCUGUGUGCUGUCUUGUCGGGAAAGGAGAGCUUGUGGGCCGCCGCAUUCUUGUUUGCCCAACCGAACACGCUCAACUUGUUUUCCCUCCCUCUUUCUGCAUCUGAUCGCCAGGGAAGAUUGCUUUGUGAGUCGCCAGCCUCGGAGCAUAAAUAAAAGUCAUUUGCAAAGCCGCUCCAUUGGAUUUCCACAGGAUCAGACGAGUUCCAACUAAUGACCAGGGAGGCAGGAAAGAAGUCCUCUCCCAUCUUGGACAUUUUCCCCAUAAAGAGAUAAGUUCUUUCCAUUGGGAAAGCAAGGGACAUGCCCUCUACCACCUUGCAAAGUGGCAUCAAUAUUGUGGUUUUAUUUGCAAGUCUCUGGCAAAACUCACCAACCCAGAGAAUGGAGUCCUUAUCUAACCAGUCUAGAGAUUGGGGAGCUCUUGUACACCACCCUCAUCAUUUUCUACAGUAGAAGUGGAGUUUGUGUGGCCCUCCAGAUGUCGUUGACUACAACGCCCAAGGCCUUGGCCAUUCUGAGCCAGGGAUAAUGGGAUUUGCAAACUAGAGGGCAACUGUUUAUCCUUUCCUGCUCUUUGUGGAUAUGGUCUUGGAGCGAGAAAACCAAGCACAAAGGAAGGAUAAAGGCGGAGAAGAUGUGGCCUUGUUGACUACGGCAACCCGUCCCGUUCUUUGGACCUCCUUUCAGCAUCAUGGCCCUUAUUGUGAGUAGAUGCCGACUCUCCUUCUUCUCUUCUCGGAAGGUGUAACAGCAAGGCUCCGAUUUGUGCUGAAAAGUAGGUGCCAUUUGGCUCUGGAGUCUGAACCUUUUGGUUUGUUCUCCUUGGUGGUCUGCCGUAAUCCUUAUUUUAGUCCCAACUAACAUACUGCACAGCGUCAACUCUUAAAUUUUGCCAUUCUCCCAGGACACGAUGCUGUGAUCUUGACAAUAUUGGGCCUGUGUUCAUGCGGGAAGCUCUUGUGACCUAUUUCCCGGCAUGCAAAUAUUCAGGAAUUGCUGUGACAGGAGAGAAAUCCAUUCUGAAUGUUUUGUCCCCUGGUUUAAUGACAUUUAGGACUAGCGAUUGUUUUUAAGACUAAUUUAAUGGUUAAAAGUUGUGGGGGGAGGUUCAUACUAAUGUGAGUAACAGGAAAAGGUUAUUGGGAGAAAGCAAAACCAUUCUAAAAUAACUAUUUGCUCAUUGAGUUUUGCGUUUUCUUACUACUUUGUAUGGUUGUCCUUCCAAGCUGGGCUCCUCACAAGCCAAUUUAGUCAGAACCUGCUCCUUCCCAAUUGCUACUAAGUUGGAGCCUUGCUCCAGUUAACAGGCUUUUCCUCCUUAUUUAUGUAUAUGUUACCAAGGUUACGCCCUCUUAAAAAAGUCCUUUCUGGGCUGUUUAAACUUGCAAGGAGUAGCUGCCUUACCCUUAUGCAUCCAUGUUUCUUUCACAAGUGUGGAAACUGUUUUUCUCCUUUUUUGAUCUUGCAAAUGUCCAAUAAACAAUAUUACAUAG
Messenger RNA from Anolis carolinensis (green anole), 2883 nucleotides. It is a transcript of the gene mmgt1, whose product is annotated as membrane magnesium transporter 1. Gene Ontology annotation, cellular component: EMC complex; early endosome; plasma membrane. NCBI's taxonomy places the organism in Eukaryota, Metazoa, Chordata, Lepidosauria, Squamata, Anolidae. The record is from RefSeq and is a predicted model, not a curated record. The transcript is spliced from 4 exons. Bases 36 to 479 code for a protein of 147 amino acids.